Molecule: messenger RNA, 8026 nt
Organism: Octopus sinensis (East Asian common octopus)
Lineage: Eukaryota; Metazoa; Mollusca; Cephalopoda; Octopoda; Octopodidae
Exons: 5
Coding region: 16-6888 (2290 amino acids)
Source: RefSeq, a predicted model, not a curated record
ACUAAAGACGGACAUAUGAAGGGGGAGUACAGCCACGCCGCCGCCAUCACAGUCCAAUCCACCGCCGACCCUUCAGACUACGACGAAGAUUUCGACCCAGAAAGCUACCAUCGUUAUUGCCAACAAUACCAGUCCUACGACCACCACGACGGCUGGAUUACAACUGCCGGGUACAAAAUGGCCGAAGACGGCGGCAACGACAACGAGGCUUUCAGCAGCGACAACGAGGCUGUUUCUAGAACUACAACGACGACGAUGAUUACGACAUCGAUGGCAGCGUCUACUACUACUACUACUACCGAUACUUCCCAUACUACCCGGAUUUACCACCCGGUUUGGAACGAAGGGAGCAGCAGCAACAACAGCGGCAGAACUAUCAGUAAUAGUGAUUUCACCAACACCACCACCACCGUUGCCGCCGCCACCGCCGAAUCCAUUACAGCCAUCGAUAAUGAUGAUGAUGAUGAUGAUGAUGAUGAUGAUUGUUAUUAUUAUUAUCAUCGUUACGGUCGUCUUCGAGGCAGAAGGAGCGAUGGUGGAGGCGAGGCGGUUUCCGGUACAGAAUCUGGGGUCGAACUUCAUCGGAACUCGCAUCUAGUCGGGGCCAAGAAUAUAGCUUUUGUGGAUUCGUACUUUAAAUUCAUUGAUGACGACAAAGAUGGCGACGACGACGAGGAUGAGGAGGAAGAGGUGGAGGAAGAGGCGGAGGAAGAGGAACGAGAGGAAGAAGAAAAGGAAGAGCGAAAGGAAGAGGCGGAACUUGAAGAGCACAAUGGCGACCACGGCGGCGGCGGCGGUGGCAGAGACGAUGACGACGAUGACGACGGCGAAACAAGAGCCGAAGAGGUAGGAGGAAACUUUUGCGUGAAAGAAAGUGUGAGAGGAGAAUUAAGAGGAGGAGGUGGAGGACGAGGAGAGGAAGGAGGAGGAGGUGGAGUAAAGAAGCCUGGUGUAAAAAAAGGAAAGAGAGAAGAAACGAAGGCUGGUAAUGAAAGUAGCGGGGUAGAUGCUGCUGAUGGUGGUGAUGGUGUUGGUGUUGGUGGUGGUGAUGGUGAUGGUGAUGGUGGUGGAGGUAGUAGAGCCGGGAGUAGUGAUGGUGGUGUUGGCGUUGGUGCUGGCGGUUUAGGAGGAGGUAGAAGAAGAAAGAAAAACGGAGAAGGAGAAAGCGGACUGCUUGUUGAAGGAGGUGGAGGAGGAGGAGGAGGAGGAGGAGGAAGAAGAAGAAGAGACGCGAGCGAAGGAAAAGCAACAGCAGGACUGACCGGACGAGAAACAACAGGAGGAGGAGGAGAGUUCAAUGGUCGAAGUGGUGGAGGGAGUCGACGGCGGAGGGGGAAAGGGAAACGAAAGGAAGAGCCGGUGGUAGGAGGAACAGCAGGAAAAAAGCGAGGAGGACGAGAAGAAAGAAGAGAAACUGUGGUAUUUGUGAAGGAGGAAAAAAGACGAGACGUAGAAGAGGAUAAAGAAGAACAACUACGACAACAACAAGAAUUUGGAGACGAAUUGCAUAAUUUUUGCAAAUGGCCGACGAGUUACGAGAACGAGCGCAACACACGCGAGAUUAACGAUUUUUCUCGGCGCGACGAAAUUUCUUUCCCCCUCAGGGAAAUGGCGGUGACGAACAGUGGCCAUACGGAGAGUACUACAACCACUGCUACCACUACUACCUCGACUAAUAUUAAUACUGCUGCUAAUUAUAAUAAUAGUAACGGUGGUAGUGGAGGCUGUGAGCUUGAUGGCAGUCAUUGGGGACAAAACUGCGAUUCGAUCGAAGAUGUUGUCGAUCAUUCACGGAAGUUCACUUCCACAUCCAUGCCAACGGUUGCGAGAAACGUCACCGAACGCGAAUGGUCCCUGGUGGAUUCCUUCAGUGGAUUCGAACGUUUCCAGAUGAACCCUUUUGUUAAACACGAGGUAACUUUGCUGAACCCUUUCUCCGAAGAUGCACGAGUACAUCCUCCACCAGACACUUUCAGUGAAAGCAAGCUCCCUCUAACGGAUUCCUUUGCCGGACAAGAAUAUCCUCUAACGGAUACAACCGCCGAACAACCACGGAACAGUUUCACAGAAACCGGUAGUGGCUUCGCUGUUUUUAUUGGCGGUGCAAAUGAAGGCGUAGUCACCAGUGGCGACGGUGGAGAACUUCAAGAUGGCGUCUCUCGUAAGGAAUACAGCAGCACCGUCUACAGUAGCAGCAAUAAUAACGAUUUUACUAGCUGCAGUGGCGAACCCUACAGCAAUUAUAACACUAGUAUCAACAUCUACAUUGACAACGGCAGCAACAACAAGAACAGUAGCAGCAUUAGUAAAAAUAGAUUAAGUUCUGACGAAACUACCUAUUCUGGAAGUGAUUUGGCUAAUUUGGAAUCGGACACCAAUGCAACUGGAAACCGCGGCGUCCGAUCACUAGACCAACUUGACCAGUACGAUACCCACCUUUCUGACGAUCACCACCAUCACCACCAACAACAACAGCAACAUCAACAACAGUUCGACCGUUAUGGUUUCGAACGCUGCGCCGAAAAUCGACAGGACGGUCGUUUCUCGGAAGAAGCAGCGAUGUCGACUGACGGAAAACAAAAUGGCGAAAGUUCGCUGAAACGCUUCGAUGGGGAAAAAUGCGCUGAAGCUGCUGUUCACUGCACAACUAAAACUGCCUUCGGGGUCAUGUGUAAAGAAAACACUAAUGAUAUGCAAGACAAUGACUAUCAACACAGCCACCACGAUAAUGAUGGCAGCAGCUGUCUACCCCGAUAUUCCGGAAGUGACAACUUAUAUCUCGGAAAUAAUAAUAAUAAUAAUAAUAAUAAUAAUAAUAAUAAUAAUAAUAAUAAUAAUAAUAAUAUGUCUGGUAUUAACACUGUUUAUCCAGGAAGUGACACGACUAAUGAAGGAAGUAAUAUGUUCAUUGGAAAUGAUAAAUCAUAUACCGGAACUGAAAAUAUGUACACCGGAAAUAAUGAAGUUAUGUAUUCUGGAAGUGAGGCAAUGUACACUAAACAGGACACUAUCAAUCUCGGAAGUGAUUCUGCGUAUUCAGGAAGUAAUAUGUUGUCUGCGAGCGACAAUUUAUAUACCGGAAGAAAUAUCUUCUCCGAAAUUGACGCCACCUAUUCCGGAAGUAGUAACAUGUACUCUGAAAAAGACAAAAAUCACAGCGGAAGUGACAAUAUAUAUACUGGAUAUGAAAAUAUAUUCACCGGAUGUGACAAUCUCGAUGACAUCCCGGAAGAAGAAGAUAAUGGACAGUACCCGGAUGAAAGGUGGAGGCAGAGGGUUGAAAACGAGGCUGCGGACUGUAGUGCAAACAUCGUUUGCUCAGGAGAUGUUUGCACAUUCGGUUAUAUGAAGGAAAACUGGACAGACAAAAUGUCCACCCUUUCUGACAUGACCUGCCGGCAAGGUGGCGCUAGUGGUGACAGCUGUGUCGAGGCCGACGACACGGUCACGUGUGGUAAUAGUACUGUUGGUUUCAGCGAUAGUGAUAAAGUUGUACCCCGGUACCUAAGACAGACUAGUAUCACGACUCCCGAGUACCAUUCUCUCGAAGAAGGAGCCAGCGGAGUAGAGAGAAAUUAUGAACCAACCGGAAGUUGUUAUAGCGGUUUCUUAGACGUCACGAGUUAUACCUGCGACAAAGGUUCCCGAUUGGAUGGCGACGGAAAAGAGGCCGAUGAAUUCGACACCACCACCGGGUUCGGCGCCGGACAGGAUGCAAAGGGUCGUUGCGAAAAUGAAAGUAGAGACGUCACCGGUUACGAUGUGAAUGCUGAGCAUAGUAAAAGCGGAAGUAUCGGUGCUGUGACAGGAUAUAAACUGGAAGCGGAAGUUGCAGAUUUUGCUGCAGGGAUGAAUAGCAAGAGCUGUGAUAACGGAAAUGACUAUUACAUGCAUCACAUGACCGGCUACCGAGGAAACGUUGGAGAUGGCGAGGAUCACCGUCGGGGCGGAGACGCCGUUGGUUCCAAUGUUAUAGGACGUGCAUUGAGCAUGUACAGUGGUUGCAACGACGCUACGGACGGAGACGGACAUCCUGUAAAUCGAGAUGGUCACAGAAUCACAGAACGACGACCGGAAGGAGAGGGUACUGGUUACAAAGAACAUGGUGACGACGGACCGAUCGGCUACUCCAGACAAAAUACCACUAACACGGCGUUGUCUAACCCUUUAGAUAUGCCGUCUUCUCUUGAGGGAGAGCUCGACUUGUGUCCCUUACAACAGACAGGGAAGUACACACGACUCACUACCGAAGGCAACAACACUUCGAACAAUCGUUACGAUGAAGAAGUCACUGGCUACUCGGUCGAACGUUGCAUUGCUUAUACAGGCGAUAUGUCUGCUGCCUCCGCUAGCGGAGAGGUUAAUGGGACGGACAAAGAUCGUAGUUACUCUGAUUUAACGGAAGACAGCGACUAUACACUGUUUACAAGUAUCUCCUACAAAGAUAUGGAUUAUCCGGUGAUCGAGGAAAACAUUGAACCAACAGAAGGAUGUCCCUGUACGAGAUCGAAUUUGGUGAAAGGCAGGAAAGUAUGCGGGCAUUCAGACGAUGAUUCAAAAAAUGUUACUACAGAUAUUUCCACAGUUUGUGCGAAGAAAGACUUUAUGCGAGACGAGAUGGAAGAUAAAGAGUUGCCCGAAUACGUUGUUUUAGGAUUUACUGGAGUUGAAGAUUUGGAAACGAUAAAGAGAGAAGAUGUAAACCCGGUUUAUGGGUCCAACAUGAACAAUUCUGUUAAUAAUCGAAGCGUCUUCGAGUUCAAUAGACGCAAUCUGCAAGGCUCUGAGUUUUCCGAGACGGACGAAUUUGUGAAGGGUAAAGAUUCAAUAUCUAAUGCGGCACUUCAAAUUCAUAAAUCUCAUUCUGUAAAUUCUGUGAAUUUUGAAGGCGCUGCUACUCCGAGUACUUCGUUCGAAUUUGAAGAAGAUACCGUCCAUGAAUUCUCCGAUUGUGACGUAGCUCACGUGACUUGUGACAUCAUUGAAAAUGGCGGGGAAGCUAACAAGAGGAAUGACAGUUUAACUGAAGAACUCUACUGCUCAAAGUCGUAUGUAGAGGAACCAGAAAAGAAGUGUACGGUCACAAAAUACGCAGCUAAUCUUUGCGAAGAGACUAAUACGAGGAGGUUGACGAAAAACGGGGAAGAGAUAAACACUGAAAGUGAAGAAAUCCUUGAGAGCUACGUCAACGUCGUUUUACCAACGGAGAGAAAAGCUAGACAUUUUAACAGUGACGCAAGCGAGGACGAAGGAAUUAUCUUGGAAAAUAACUGCAAUAAUCUUGAAAAAUACGACGAGAAUAUCGUUGAAAAGGAAAAUAACACGAGUUUGUGCAUAGUCGAUUCUGUCGACAAAGGUCUCAACUGGAAAUUUGAAGAAGACAAAAUGGCGAAUAGUAUUAUAGAUACUUAUGAGUCUUGUUUCAAUCGCGGUGAAAUGUCCCCCGUUUUGGAAAUCACUGAAAAUACUGAUCGUUCUUUCUCUGAUUUCAAAAUUUUGAACAAACAAGACGAAGAUUUAAGUGACAACACGAACGAUGACCAGAAUCGAGAUCAGGAACGGGACGAAAGUGGUGAAGGUCUUGGUGAUGUCUGCAACACAACGGAUGAAGAAAUGCAGAGAGAGUGGCAGCUGGAAAACACACUGUCAUCUGAACAAAAUAGAUAUUCCCCAGAAACGACCAUCACCGACGAACCGAAAACAGAUUGUCAACGUUAUGAAGAUUCUUCAUUGAAACCCGAGGAAACCAUAGAUUUCCAAACGGCUUUAGCUUUAACUAUUAAGGAAGAGAAAAUCAGCGACGAUCAACUCGAGUCGAUGCAAUCCUUGAGUUGUUCGAUCCUGGAAACUGGAUUUCACCGCAACUGGACCGGACCCGAAGAACCAGACGAACACAACAAGCAACAUGAAAAUAAAAGCUACAUGGGUGAAGGAGACAACUUUGUUAUGGAGGCUCUUUCUGAGUCAACCGGAAAUUUCGUCAAACGUGUCGCUGGUGAUCAUAAAACACCCCCGUCAUGCGAAACACGUAUCGGCGACUCCGAACCCUCGGUCGAGGUGGAAGCCGACGGAGGUAAGACCGACGAAACCACGCCAAGGACGGAUUGCACCACGCUAUCGCGUAUUGAGCAAUUAAAACGUGAAGCGGGUGUUGGAACCCCGAAAAAAGCUGCCGACCACGAGGACAGUGACCAAACGCCUCUCAUCACCAGUGAGUGGCCACCAGCUGACAACAACAAAGAAACAGAGGAUCGUGAGGAUUCCGGUGUCUGGACAGUAGACACAGAGGUUGAGGACAACUUAGACUCCGACACCAUGCCGUUCUUCAAGAAGAAGACUCCCCCCAAACAAACCAAGGAGGAGACACCCCCGCCAGCACCCGCUCCUGCCGAGGAAUCAAUUCCAGCCAAUGGCGGUUCAGUACCAGCAGAAAGCAUCCCCUACUCUAACAAUUCGGCCGAGCCUGUGAUUAACAAAACUGGCGAUCAAGAGCAAGUUGCGCUGAACACACUGGCUCAGGAGUCCAAGAAAGCCGAAACAGCAGAAGAGAAAGCGACAAAGCAAGAUGCCGUCGACGGAGGGUCAGACUCGCUUCCAGCAAAAAUCCAGAUUGACUUCAUUGAAGAUGACUUGAUCAGCAACGCCUCAAGCGUGGACAUAUUUAACAUUGAGGACGAACUAGAAGACUUCAAGGUGAACGGAGACGCCACCCAAUCUGAAGAAAAUGGGAAAAUGUCUGACAACGUCACAAAGGACUCAAGCGGUGAAAACGUAGCAGUGUCAGAGCAACCGACAAAGAAAACUGUCAUAGAGUCGUCACCGCUUAUCGAAAAAGAUAGCAAGGUCCGAGAUUCUCAGCCCGGUCUUCUCUGUUGUACCAUCAUUUAACAAGUGAGGAACGUUGUCAAAGUUUAAAAGAAACACGGGGGAGAUAAAGCUGUGGGAUGAUAUCGUUCUGUUUUUAAUAACCCACCAUUGUAUUCUGUCUCCCUCUGUUGGCAGAGGUAAAAAAAAAGCUCUUUUUCUGCUGUUGUUUUCUCGUUCUUCUUUGUUUUUCUUGUUCUUAAAAUUUAUCAUUAUUACUAUUAUCAUUACUAUUAUUAGUAUUUUUAUUUUUUCCUUCGGUAUUCGUUUAAGUUUUGAACCACAAACUUAGACACGCAUGCGCGUACGUUAUUCGCUUCAAUAAUAAUAAUAAUAAUAAUUUCUCAAUAUAUUUUUCUACUAUAUAUAUAUAAAUAUAUACAUAUAUUUUAAUAUCAUGAAUUUGGAACUUAAACGCAUGCGACGCAACCAUUUAUCUAUGAUAUCCAGCUAAGCCUUCUCUCUGUUACAUAAUCCGAUAUUUUUUAUCGAUAUAUUACGAUUUGUGUUUUGCAACAAUAUAUUUUUACCAAUAUAUAUAUGUGUAUAUAUAUAUAUAUAUAUAUAUAUAUAUUGUGAUUUGCGUUACACAAGAUAUAGCAUGUUCGCUUUUUUCCCCGCUUGGGAAUGGACGAAUGCAGACAUAUGUAUUUAUAUAAAGAGAGAGAAGAAUAAGAAAACACUGAAUGAGUUAAUAUCCUGAUAAUUAACAGUGAUACUCCAGCAUUGCCUGAUUGGCUGAAAAAAAAAUAAACAAAACAAAACAGUUAAAUAUUGAAUAAUUGAUUCCACAAAAAUUAAAGAGUCUUUAUUUUCGAGAUGAAAUUUUAAUUUUAAAAAUUCUUGUGUUUCUUCUAUCCAUUCAGAUUCUUUGGUUUAAUUCUCCUUAGAUUUUUUCUGUUAAGGUUUUUAUUAAAAUUUUGGUUCAAAACUUAAGGUUUACCCAUAGAUUAUUUAACGUUAUUCUUUUAAUAUAUUGUUUAUAUUCUUUAUUAUUUUUUUUUCUUCAUUUCAAUUUUGUUGUUGGCAAAUGAUGUGCAAAAAAAAAGAUUUUUCUAGAUUUUAUGAGCAUAUUGUAACUAAAAACUAAUUUAACCAUAAUCCCCUCCCAUGAAAAAAUACAAAAAAACUGCAAGAGAAUUGUAAAAAAUGUAAAAAAAAA